This is a messenger RNA of Tripterygium wilfordii, 871 nucleotides long. RefSeq lists its product as uncharacterized. The record is from RefSeq and is a predicted model, not a curated record. The transcript is spliced from 5 exons. NCBI's taxonomy places the organism in Eukaryota, Viridiplantae, Streptophyta, Magnoliopsida, Celastrales, Celastraceae. Bases 100 to 711 code for a protein of 203 amino acids.
CAUAUAUAAACCUCGAAAAUCGAGUAAAAGAUGGAAGUGCCGCUUAAAAAACUGUCACAGAUUUUAUAAAUCGGAAGAAACUGCAGGGAACCGGAGAAGAUGGCGUGUCGGAUGGUGUUGCGUUCCGUCUUCUUGAUGGAGCCGUGUCUAUCCUUCUGUCCCAAUCGAGACCUUCUCGUGAAGCAUUUUAGGACCAUUAGAGCUCGAGAUUUUCACUUUGCUGCGAGGCGAGCUCAUCGCCUUAGUUGCUCUUACAAGGAGGGGCCAUCGCCGUCGUACGAGGAUGACCACGAUCAAGGUCCGCCUCAAGAAGCUGUGCUCAAAGCCAUUUCAGUGUUGUUGUUGGAUGUAGAGGUGUCAAAGACUGAGGGAAGGGUUGGACAGACCACAAAUGUGGUUAUUGGAGGUAGUGUAGCGGAUGAUUCUACUAAUGAAUGGCUUGCAUUGGACCAAAAGGUAAACUCGUAUCCAACAGUUAGAGGAUUCACAGCAAUUGGAACUGGAGGUGAAGAUUUUGUUCAAGCUAUGGUUGUUGCUGUUGAAUCUGUAAUCCAACAGCCAAUUCCCGAGGGGCAUGUGAGGCAGAAAGUAUCAUCAGGGGGCAAAUAUGUAUCUGUCAACAUCGGUCCUGUUCAAGUCGUCUCCAGUGAGCAGGUCCAAGCUGUAUACAAUGCCAUGAGGAGAGAUGAUCGCAUGAAGUACUUUCUGUAGUUAAAAUUCUUUGUAUAGCGUUCUGAUCAUCUGGGGUUAUUUAUAGGAUCCACUCCAUUAUCCUUUUCUUCCGAAUUUUCUCUACUCUACCCACUUAUUUAUGUUAUUUAAAACUAAUUAUAAGGAUUAAUGUUUAGAAAUCGUUUGUUCUGUAUUGCAA